Molecule: messenger RNA, 4096 nt
Organism: Solea solea (common sole)
Lineage: Eukaryota; Metazoa; Chordata; Actinopteri; Pleuronectiformes; Soleidae
Gene: cacnb2a
Product: calcium channel, voltage-dependent, beta 2a
Exons: 13
Coding region: 789-2930 (713 amino acids)
Biological process (GO): regulation of voltage-gated calcium channel activity; calcium ion transmembrane transport; chemical synaptic transmission
Cellular component (GO): voltage-gated calcium channel complex
Molecular function (GO): high voltage-gated calcium channel activity; protein binding
Source: RefSeq, a predicted model, not a curated record
GAAGUAGCUCGGGGUAGCUGAGAUGCUGAGAUGUGCAGAACAAACACUGACAAGCUGAGACACGGAGAGUGAGAAGGAGGGAGCUUGCAGCACCUGAGACACAGCAACAGCAGCAGCAACAGCAGCAGCAACAACAGCAGCAGCAGCAGCUUAAUUAGCAUCAGGAGGAGAAUCGGUCACAGGCAGUCACGCCAGAAACCAUGUAGAUAAACUGCUGUCACUGAUUGUCGAGCUGCACGAGGAGGCUACAGCAGAGGAGGAGACCGUGGCUGCAGCCAGAGCUUGAAAUGAGGGGAUUGAGAAGCAUCACUGCCACCUGACUGAUACUGGGAGUCAGACUGAGCACCUGCAGCGUCAGACUGAGCUCUCCGGUCAUCAAGGAGACUGGGGCAGAGAGACGGAGGAGAGAGCUGCUGUGAUUAUGCGCGGGGCAGAGAGCUCCUGUGGAUUCCCUGUCUUUGGCAACGGCAGCAGGAGCAGGAGCAGGAGCAGGAGCAGGAGCUGUGGCUGUGAAGACGGCAGCAGAGCUAGCUGGAGCUGCAGCAAAACAAGCAGCCCUGACUCCAAAGCAUUUUACUUUUCCAGAAAUGAGGGUAGCAUUCACAGCCAAGUUAUAACAGGAACCAGCAGUCGAUGUAGCCACCGCGUUGAGCGUACCUGUAGCCACAGCAGUGACGGUGACUGCAGCGCUGGUGCAAAGGUGCCCACAGCAGUGCAGUUAAGUGUAGUUGUAGCAGCAGUAGUAGGGGGGGGCAGUGGCUCAGGACACUGAAUGACCAGCGUGGCUGAUGAAGGCCACCUGGAUCCGCUUGCUGAAACGAUCCAAAGGAGGUCGUGUCAAGAGCUCCGAUGCCUGUGGUUCGGCCGACUCCUAUACCAGCCGUCCAUCAGACUCCGAUGUGUCCUUGGAGGAGGAUAAGGAGGCAGUGCGCAGAGAAGCAGAGCGUCAGGCUCAGGCACAGCUGGACAAAGCCAAGACCAAACCAGUUGCAUUUGCUGUCCGCACAAAUGUCUGCUACAGCCCGAAUCACGAUGACGACGUCCCCGUGCCGGGCAUGGCCAUCUCCUUUGACGCUAAAGACUUCCUCCAUGUCAAAGAGAAAUUUAACAACGACUGGUGGAUAGGACGUCUGGUGAAGGAAGGCUGUGAAAUCGGUUUCAUCCCCAGUCCAGUGAAGCUUGAAAACACUCGUAUCCUCCAGGAGCAGAGAGCCAAACAGGGCAAGUUCCACUCCAGAUUGGGAGCAAACUCAUCCUCUAGUUUAGGUGAAGUGGUUACUAACUCACGGAAAUCUACCCCUCCUUCGUCUGCCAUUGACAUAGACGCCACAGGCUUAGACCCUGAGGACAAUGAGCUCCCCGUCAACCUGCGCUCCCCUAAAGCCUGUCCAAACACUGUCAUGUCACCCCUAGCAAAAGAGAAAAGAAUGCCCUUCUUUAAGAAGACGGAACACAUUCCUCCGUAUGACGUUGUGCCUUCCAUGCGGCCCGUGGUUCUGGUUGGACCGUCACUGAAGGGCUACGAGGUGACCGACAUGAUGCAAAAAGCUCUCUUUGACUUUUUGAAACACAGAUUCGAGGGGAGAAUCUCAAUCACUCGCGUCACGGCCGACAUCUCCCUGGCCAAGCGCUCGGUCCUGAACAAUCCCAGCAAGCACGCCAUCAUCGAACGCUCGAACACACGCUCCAACUUGGCUGAAGUCCAGAGUGAGAUCGAGCGGAUCUUUGAACUGGCCCGCACGUUACAGCUGGUGGUUCUGGACGCCGACACCAUCAACCAGCCGUCACAGCUGGGGAAGACGUCCCUCGCCCCCAUCAUUGUCUACGUCAAAAUCACCUCCCCCAAGGUGCUGCAGCGUCUCAUCAAGUCCAGAGGCAAGUCUCAGGCCAAACACCUCAACGUCCAGAUGGUGGCAGCUGACAAACUGGCUCAGUGCCCUCCUGAGAUGUUUGACAUCAUUCUUGAUGAGAACCAGCUGGAGGACGCAUGCGAGCAUAUGGCUGAUUACCUGGAGGCCUACUGGAAAAGCACUCACCCCAGCAGCUGCAACCCGCCCAACCCACUGCUGACAAAGCUGCCCACUGCCGCCCUGCCCACCAGCGCCGCCCUGGCCCCCGGUGUGCAGGGAAGCAGCGCCGAGCAGAGGGGGGAUAAAGCGUCGGCGGAGAGAAAAAGUUCAAAAGAAGACCACCAGCACCAUCAUCACCAUCACCACCACCAUCACCACCAGAGCCAGGACCAGGCCGAUGCUGAUGCCGAUGCUGAGGCUGAGGGGGAGGGCGAUGAGGAGGAGGAAGGGGAGGAGAGGCCCCUGAGGACAGAGUCAACCAGGAGAGCCCAGCACACUCACCACCGUACAUCCUCUGCCAGGACUGAGCACCACAACCACCAUCACCACCACCACCACCACAGCAAUCGAGCACGGGGGCUCUCACGACAGGAAACUCUGGACUCUGAGACCCCCGAGAGCCGGGAGAGCCGGGAGAGCCGGGAGAGCAAGGACUCGGCUUAUAUUGAGCCACGCACUCAGCGCCUCCAUCAAGAAGAGGAGGAGGAGGAAGAAGAGGAGGAGGAGGACGAUGAGGACGAGGAUGAGGAUCUCGGAGAGGAGCACCCCCAGCAGCAGCAGCAGCAGCAGCAGCAGCGAUUUGAGCCCCUGCCCCACCGAGACCACAACCACCAUCACCACCACCACCAUCACCACCGCGGUGGCGCUGACGAGGCCGGCCACGGCACAGGACACCACCGCUCCAAAGAGCGCGAACAGGACCAUAACGAGCGCAACAAGCAGCGCUCCCACCACCACCGGCCGGCUCGUGACCACCACCAUCACUGCUAUGACCGGGACAGGGACAGAGAGGGGGAGGUGGCUCCCAAAAAGAGGGGUGAUGCAGGGGAGUGGGUGAGAGACUCUUAUAUCCACCAGUGACGGACCAAAUCCCUCCCUGAAGUUCCAUUUUGGUUUUUUUGAAAGACCGUUCUGUUCUCCCAUCGUGCUGCUAUACCCUGAAACCACAGCAUCCUAUUUAUGUACACUUCCUUUGUAAAUGCUGUUCAAUCUUUUCUCAACGGCAGGAUUUUUUGAUUACAUAGAUACGAAUAUAAAUAUAUGUAUAUAUGUGUAUCUAUGCAUAGACGUGGUUUAUGUGUGGAUAUGCAUGAAUCUUCUUAAAUAUGCAUAUUUUAAACCUGUGUUGGAUAAAGCAUGACACAAAGAGCAGAAUUUGUUUUCUGUGCUGAGCUGUGCUUUCUGUGAUUAGCAUUUUCUUUUUUCAUUUUGAUAGUUUUUUUUAAUUAAUAUUAUUAUUAUUGUUAUUAUUAUAAUUCUAAUUAUUUUAUUCUAUUUUUUUUUGCUUUGCCACCACUUGAAUAUGUUCCUUCAGACGACUACUGCUAGGGUUGACUGCAAGAGUUUAAGUUGACUAACCAAGUUAGUCUGAUGCUGUAUUUGCAGAGGUCUUUUUCUUUUUAAAAGAAUGGCAAUUUGGGAAAUACACCAAAAAUAAUAAAUACAUCAAAAAUGAAUGCAGUCUUAACAGCUCUACCUUUUCAGUUAUCAGCUUAACCUGUGCGACAGAGGUUUGAAAUAUGGGAGGCUGCCGCUGGUUUAUUGUUUUACGUUGACACGUUGUGUUUAAUUUAGGGAUGCACGAUACUGGACUUUUGGCCGAUUUAUGGGGAGUGCUUUGAUAUUUUGCCCUCUCGUUUCGCAGCAGAUGUCGAUGUAAGUUUAUUUCAUUGAGCAAAAAUAAAUGAAUGUAGAAAAAAUAGUAGUUAUAGAGGGCGCCAGCAUGGAAGUCAAGGAGGUCGCGGGCUAUGUUGUUGUCAUUGGUCAUAUCGGCAGAUCUUGUUGUGUUUACGAAAUCCGAUGAUACAUUUUAAAGCAAAUGUCUGCCGAUACCGAGCCGGUAAUAUCGCGCAUCCCUAGUUUAAAUGAUUUUGUCCACGUCACAGGAGUGAAACGUGUCUCUGUGUAUGCAGCAGAAUCUUUCUCUCAAUCGUAUGACACUGUGUCACGUGUUUGCCUCGCGUGGCGUGUACCUAAUAAACUGGCACAUUUUGAAUUUCACAGAGCUUCAUCUGAAAGCUAACACA